AUGAACAAAAAUACAUCACAUAUAAACAUUGGUGCUACUCAAAUUUCCUUAAUUAACAUAGAAGCCUAUGAAGAUGGACGUUUUCAUGACCCUGACUUGAAAUACUUUCAAGGUGGAAUAGACUACGUUGAAUCAAUAAAAUGCAACGCUAUCGAUUCUGAAAGACCCUUUAAUGUUCAACAAGGCUCUGUUGCCUGUUUUGGAUUUAUAAUCACACACCUUGGUGAACAUCCUUCGCCCUUUUGGUUCGAUAAGUAUAGAAGAUUAGAAAUAUCUUCAUUUAAAGUAACCGAUGGAACCAGCCCAUUUUAUGAUAAUUUUAAAAGGACAGAUACCUUUGAUUCGACCGUUUUCCCCGAGGACAAGUGUUUGACGAACGAAGGGGACAACCCAUUUGUAUUGCACCUGAGGUUCAUAGGGAUUCAGGUUAAAAGCUGCUCACUCGGGAAACCGAUUAACUUUGAACUGCAAGUAUCGCACGAGGCAUCUCACGAAUUGUCACCCACGGACAAUGAAUUGGCAGAACCUUUUCAAAAGUUUAAACUCACGGGGCAAAUGGUGGUAAACCAGCCACUGAAAGUAGAAGGAUUCAUUAAAAAUGAUAUAGCCUUCCUUAAAUUUCUAAAUGAACAAAGAAACAUGGACAUUGAAAUUGAAGAACUGGGAGUCAAAAACAUUAAAACGACGGGAACGAUGGUUGAAUUGCCAUUUGUAUUAAGUCCUGGAAACCAGAUGAACGUAUCAAUUCCAAUGGAUGAUGAACUUGACGGAAAAUGGAAGGAAAUAACGGAGUCCUUUGCAAAAAUAUACUUCAAAUGGAAUUUGGGCCAGAAUUUAAAUGAAAAGUAUACACUAACGAGCACUUUGGAUGUGAAAAUGGAGCCGAAACCGUUAAAAGAAAGGCCAAUUUCAAUCAAAUGUAAGAAAAUGAUCAUUGACAAGAAUUAUGUAGGCACUAUUAAGGAAAUAAGGGAUUCUGAAUUGGUAAUGGAGCUCAAGGUUAGAGUAAAGAGGAAAAUGGAACUGUGUUUGAUGUUUCUGGAGGAAGCGGAGGCCACCCACCACUACAAGUUGAUACCGUUGCACGAUUUUGUAACAAUAGGGGUGGUGGAUGUGGACGAAGUUAAGUCGCAGUCGCUGUAUUUCUACUACGCGACGGAAGGACUGCAUCAGUCGCCCAAAAUUGAGGUGAAAGAUAGGCUUUCGGACAGUGUAUACACAAUAGGGAAUAAAAUAUUCAGCGUAGAUAAAAUGAUGUGUAUAGUCUCAGGCCCAGCAAGAUCGCAUAAAAUACCCACGUUCUUCGCGAAGUUGUAUAAUGGCGGGACGCAUCUGGAUAAUUCGUACAAUUUUAAGGAAAGCACGCCCUUAGAGCCCGAAGGGCACUAUAAUCAGCCAGGUUCGGACUUUUACUACGGUAGUGCUGCGACAACGACGGACGCAUCUCAUGUGAAUAAUACGAGCGAUCAAAGUAAGAACACAACCACUGAAAAUUUAAACAAUGGCGCCCCUGCUAAAAAUCAGGAGCAACUAACUGCUCAGGAUGUUACGAAGCAGGAGUUAUCCAACGAGGCAGUCAUGUUGGAAGACGAGGUAAAAUCCAUGAAAGAAUCCAAGGGUGAAAUGGACGAACUAGAAAAGAGGGAAAGGGAAGUGUCGGAACAGCUGGUUGAUACCAACUAUGAGAAGCUCAGGGAACUGGUGAAGAAGAGAAACAUCUUGGUAAAUAAGAUAGCAUCAGUGGCUAAAACACUGAGGAUGGAGCACGAUGCUCUCUACCCAGAACUGAAAGGGCAACCCAUAUUUAUAGUGGCAAAGAACAAGGACGACGAGAAGAGAAAGGCAAACCAACUGGCUCACUUAGAAGGUUUUGAGGACUUUAUGCAUCACAUAACAUCGCCAUGUAACAUGAUGGAGGAGCUCAGGCAGAAGUCUGAUGAAUCGAAAAAGUCAAAUUUUAGGGAUAAGUUCGAAACAGAACAGAAGAUCCUGGACUCGAUGAGCUCAAGGGAGAGACUUAACUAUGAUAAAAACAUGAUUGAACAUUACGAGUCAAUUAUGCAGGAAAUUGAAAAGGGAAUUCAAAAGGCCGAGGAGGAGAUAGAUAAUUCCUGGAAUCAUUUGAUUGAAUAG
Theileria orientalis strain Shintoku is the source of this 2133-nucleotide messenger RNA. RefSeq lists its product as hypothetical. The record is from RefSeq and is a predicted model, not a curated record. Lineage: Eukaryota; Apicomplexa; Aconoidasida; Piroplasmida; Theileriidae. The transcript has 13 exons. Bases 1 to 2133 code for a protein of 710 amino acids.